Lonchura striata (white-rumped munia) is the source of this 2571-nucleotide messenger RNA. The record is from RefSeq and is a predicted model, not a curated record. NCBI's taxonomy places the organism in Eukaryota, Metazoa, Chordata, Aves, Passeriformes, Estrildidae.
AGCGGAAGGGGCAGCAAAGGCCAAGGGACCCGGCUGUGCGGGUAGCAGCAGGACCCUCUAGGCGUGACGAGCCAGCGAGGGAAAAGGGAGGGGGGAAGGAGCGGAGAGCAGCUGCGAGGGGUAUUCUCACACGGCAGAGAGAUAAAAUAGAAAACCUCAGUAUUUAAAAAUCAAUACUUUCUUCUGUAUCUGUUCUUCCCUUCAAAUGAUGGCGCCUGCCUGUGAAAACCGAGGACCAGAACCAGCAGAACGCGAUCAGAAGUUUCGUUGUGAGGAAAGCGUGGGAUGCCGAGAGCUCUCCGGGUCGCUCAGUCUAUUUAGAUCUGCUGUUGCUGCCCCAGCCGCCCGGCAGCUGUCGGGGAUCCGGAUUCCUUCCCGAAACGUCAGCUGCCUUCCCCUGAGUAACUGCCCAAGAAACUGCACGCAUAGUUUCGGAGGAAUUUGAAAGGCCUAAACCUGACUAUCUUCUCUUUUAUAAAUGACACACGAACUAUCCAUGAAGAGGAAAAUACACCCAGGUGAUCCUUUAGACAUCACCCAAGGCAAACAGAACACUAGUUGUGAUAACUUUGUCAUGCUUGGUUGGCUUAGUUGUCCAACUCAAUUCUUCAGGAUUUUUUAUUUGUCACUCUCACUUUGUGCUGUCAGUAAACAUAAACCUUCUGAGGUUUUGAAAAAAUCAUAAGUUUGGGUAGAAAUGUGCAGUUAAAAUGCUGCUAGUUUUAAAGCUUAUUACUUCUCAUCAGACUAAGCUAAUUUUACUAUGUAUUAUUUUUAAAGCAGCUUUUAGAAAAUGGACCUUUAAAUUCACUGCAUUUAAUGCCUUUCCUUGCUAGCUCAGCAUCUCGUUUAACUUUUAUUUUGUUAUGCUGUUCUGCUGUUGUUUUUUUUUUUUCCCUACAUCUAGAUAAUUGCUCAUGUUUGGGGCUUUACAGUGUCUUUUGUCUUAUUCUGCAAGUCUCACAUCUUGCUUUUUACCCUAUUUUCAGAGGAACUUCCCUUCCCUUCCCUUCCCUUCCCUUCCCUUCCCUUCCCUUCCCUUCCCUUCCCUUCCCUUGUUUUUCUUUAAAAAAAUAUUUAUUUAGGUCUCUGUGCUUAUUUUUAGACAGUAUUCUGUGCUGCAGAGUGACGUGGAAAUGCAGAAUAUGAUUUUGUUUUAUCCACUUAGAGCUUAUUUCUGUUAAAAGUAACAAGCAGGAAAAAAAACUGCCUUCAGUAUGUUUUCUCUGGCCUUUAUAAAAAGGCCUUUGCUUCUGUCUGGGGUGAACCAGAUGCACUCGUACAGGUACAGCAGUAAGUCUGGAACAACUUGGUUGUAUUGAGCAAGUAUAGUGACCUUGCAGUUAAUAGUGAAAGCUCAUAGGAUCUCUGGGCUAGGACCUUGCACCAAUCUGAGUGGUCUGUGGGAGUGAGCAGUAUCACAGUGCUUCAGCUUCUCUUGGGUUCCAUUUAUUGACAUUCUCACAUUUUGAUUUACUUGGGUUGUGCAAUUAAGGAGAUGAAAAUGAAUUGGUAAAACUGAGAAAGUGGGGAGAUAUGACUGUAAAUGUUUUGGAGGCUCUUCUUCUUUUAUGACCUUUUAAAAUAUUUCAGUUAGAAAAAACAUCCGUUCUUUUUUUUCUGCAGUUAGCUUGCAGUCCUGCUGUAGUUUUUCAUGACUUUUUACUACCUUAAUUACCUCUUUGCCUGUGUCACUUUAUCAAGAUCCAAAAAUAGUUACUAAGAUAAAGGGCAAAAAAUAGUCAGGAAGAAGUCCUGAAUAACAAACACAAACUGGUUUUUGGAGAAAAGUUAAAAAAUAACACUAGAAUGUAUUCACAGGAAGUUCAGGGUUCUUAAACUUUUUUUCACUUGUUUCUGGUUCUUCUGGUUGAACUCAGUACAGUGCAUCUAAGAUUUUAGAAGAAGGUGACUUAAAAUUCCUAGGUUAGGAGGCAUGCAGAGGUGCCUAGCAAAAAUAGGGAAUGAAGCUGAUUUUAUGCUUGUAUCAAAUUUAAAGUCUGUGGAAAAAUCUAAGAUGGGCAUUGAAAAUGGCUUUCUAUUUAAAAUUAUCUCUGGUUUUAAAUUGACUGUAAUCUUUGUUAGACACUAACUUUCUUGGUAAUAUGUACAUCAAUUUGAAAUAUGUGAGGAAAAUAUAUGUUUAAAAAUCUAUAAUAUUUUCAGUUUAUCCAAAUGGCUGGGUCAGGUAGUGGAAGAGGACAUGCUUCAUUUGCCUUCAACAUAGAGGUUGUUGGCUUUGGUAAAGGUGCAGCUCUACCUGAUGUCAUCUGUAAGCCUCCACCACCAUUUCCAAGUACAGACAAUAAGCCAGUGCCUCUGAAAAGAAGAGAAGAUAAGGAUUACAUGUUUGCCUUAAAACAAGAUCUUAGAGAAACUACGAAAAAAAUGCUAUACUUAUUGACAGUAGGAGAUCAAUAUCAAAGGUUUGUUUAUAUGCUUUUUAUUUUUAUUUAUAUAUUUAUUUAUUAUUCUGUGAAAGCUGAGGAAAAUGACUACAUUUCUUCCUAUUUUGAAGAUGGAGAUGGCUUUGGUGUUGUCAGUGAUGACAACAGGGCUGAUGCAACAUAG